Emiliania huxleyi CCMP1516 is the source of this 2458-nucleotide messenger RNA. RefSeq lists its product as hypothetical. The record is from RefSeq and is a predicted model, not a curated record. Lineage: Eukaryota; Haptophyta; Isochrysidales; Noelaerhabdaceae. The coding region runs from base 43 to 2244 and encodes 733 amino acids. The transcript has 5 exons. Gene Ontology annotation, biological process: proteolysis. Gene Ontology annotation, molecular function: dipeptidase activity; cysteine-type exopeptidase activity.
GUCAGACGACAGCGCUCGCUCGACGUCCAACCGUCUGAGAAUAUGACGCCCCGCUCGCUCUUUGCGCUGCUCGCGCUCUCGUCCACCGAUGCCUGCACCAUGUACGGCGUCAGCCGCACCGCGAGCGCCGAUGGAUCCACCAUGGUCUCGCACAGCGACGACGGCGCCGGAGACUCAGAUUCUCGGCUCUCGUAUGUACCUCCCGCGCGGCACAAGCCUGGCUCGAUGCGAGACAUCUACCCUACCAUCGACGAGUACCCAAAAUUCAUCGGAGACGCCUUUGGCAAGACCUUUCUGCCGCUUCCAGGGCAGGCGCUCACAAAGCCGAUCGGACAAAUCCCACAGGUUGAGGCGACGCACGGCUACUACCUCAACGGCUACGCCAUCCAGAACGACUGCGAGCUGAGCUUCGGCGAGAGCACCGCCUCGGCGGUCUUCCGUGCCGAUGCGGUCGGGACGCCAAACGGCACCGCCCUCCUCGCCAUUGAGGAGCUGAGCCACCUCGCCGCGGAGCGCGUCUGCACGGCGAGGGAGGCGGUCCAGCUGAUGGGCGACCUCGCCGUCCAGUACGGCUUCUUCGGGCCGGAUGGCGGCGCGGGCGAGAUGCUGGUCGUCGGAGACCCGGACGAGGUCUUCGUCUUCCACAUCCUCUCUGACCCGACGGCGAGGAGCGCCAUCUGGGCGGCGCAGCGGGUGCCCGAGGGGGAGGUGAUGGUGGCGGCCAACCACUUUGUCAUCCGCGAAGUGGACCUCGACGACGCGGACCGCUUCCUCGGCUCGCCGCACAUGCACCGCGUCGCGCUGCAGCACGGCCUGUGGGACGGGAGAGGGAAGCUCGACUUCACCGCCGCCUUCUCGCUCGGCGAGUACGGAAACAAGUACUACUCCGGCCGUCGGAUGUGGGACGGCUUCCGCCGCUUCGCGCCGUCGGUGGCGCUCCCACCCGCGUACAACAGCACCGACCCGUGGAGCGGGCUCAAGGAGAGCAGGCCGUACCCCUUCUCCGUCCCGCCGGACGCGCCGCUCGCCCUGACCGACCUGCUCGCCGCCCACCGCUCCCACUACGAGGGGACGAGCUUCGACAUGACGCGCGGCGUCGCCGCGGGCCCCUUCGGCUCGCCCGAUCGCUACGCCGUCCCGGGCACGCCAGGCGACACGAAGAGGGGCGCGUGGGAGCGCUCCGUCGCAAUCUACCGCGCCGCCUUCGCCUGGAUCGCGCAGGCGGGCGGGAGCGCGGACAGGGACCGCAAGCAGGACUCCGCCGUAGUGGACAGGGACUCCGCCGCGGCGUCGGGUGCGGUCGCCCUCCAGAAACUCCUUCCGGACCCUCCUCCCGAGGAGACCGGCGCGCUGCGACGGGGCGACCGCGGGGACGGGUGCGGCUGCCGCAGCAAGAUCUGGUUCGGGCCUGCCGACCCCGCCACCACAGUCUUUGUGCCUCUGAGUGUCUGCGCGGGCCCUCCGCCCGAGCAGUACACGCGCGGAGGGCCGGGCAAGGUGGACCGCGAGUCGGCGUACUGGGCGCACCGGUACACGCAGAACCUGGCGCAGGUCCGCUACUCGGCGAUGAUCGUCGACAUCCGCGCCCACUCGCUGGAGUGGGAGGAGCAGGGCGCGGCGCUGGCCCUCCAGAUCGGCGCUCUCCAGUGCGGCGGCGGCGCCCCAGGCCAAGGCCAGGCAGCCUCCCCUCCGCCCGACGCGCUGCAGCGCCUCCGCGGCGACUCGGCCCCGAGCCUCCGCCGGCAGAUUGAGCGGCACGCGGCGGCGGUGCUCGCCUCGACGUGGGCGCUGACCGACGACCUCGUUGGCAAGUACGCAGACGGCGGAGAGGCGGCGCCGCGGGCGGGGCUCGAGCGCCGCCAGGCGGUCGCCGUCUCCAACCUCGGCUACAGCAGCGAGUGGCUGGCCGCCGCCGGCUUCGACAGCGGCCCGGCGCGCAUCGAAGGGCACAUCGCGGCAGAGGCGACGCCCGGCUGGCUCGAGCGGCAGCAGCUGCUGGGCCGCACCGAGCCGGCGGUGGCGGCGGUUGCGCUCCCCGCCCCCUCUCUUCGAGGCGCGGACACGGAGGCUCAACGCCAGGACGCCGCUCGUGCUCCUCAGACGCUCCGAGUCGUUGCGGUGUUGGCGUUCGCCGCCGCCGUCGUGGCCGCCGCCGCCGUGGCCGCCGCCGUUCGCAGGGUUGCGGCUUCGACGCGGGCGGUGCUACCGCUGGCGGACAGCGCCGAGUACCAACAAGUCGCGUAGAGGCAAGAGACGAGCUCGCGCGAGGCGGCAUCGCCCGCAUGCUGGACAGUUCCUUUCACUAUGCACACGCGUUCACCGUUCGGCCUAGCUAGAUGGGUGGGGUUAGGGCCGUCCGCGCCACUUGGCCCUCCCGCUGGCCAUCCGCGCGGCCGCGGGUACCGCCAGGUGACAAGUUUGUUUGUAUUCGUACACGUAAAAUAAUAUGUAAAUUCGU